AUGGUUGAUGACAGCUUUCUCCUUGUCCCUAUCACCCUUUUCUUCCUGUAUGGCCUCCUGUUCAUGGUGGCAAGGUUCUUCCUGCUCACCACCAUCCGGCACCUAAAGGAGAUGGUGGCGGCGAGGAGCAGCAGCACCAGAGACAGGCCCUGGAUUCUGGGAGGCGGCGUCGAGGGACCUGGCGGAGCUGGUGAAGCGGGGCAGCCUGCCCUGCUGCAGCUCCCCCAGUGCCCCGAGCGUGCAGCAGAAGGAGCCUCAGCACCGCAGUCAGGUGCUGACAGACAGAUGGGUCGGCCACGGUGCUCCUGCCCCAGCUGCAGCCGUUGCAGCAAAGCUGACCAGGAGCUGCAGCAGCUGGUGCUGUCAGCACUGCCUGAGCACGCAGCAGCUCCGGGCCCUGGAUUCUGGGAAGUGGCUUGGAGGGACCUGGCAGAGCUGGUGGAGCGGGGCAGUUUGUCCCGUUGCAGCUCCCACAGUUCCUGGACCUCUACCGGCAGAAACAAGGACUCCCUUAAUGUGCACCAAGGAGCCUCGACAGAGCAGGUCCCUGUCUGUGCCCCUGGACAUGUGCAGACUGGCAUGGCCCACACAAAUUCCGGAACACAGCAGAGCUGGUUGCGCUCUUUUCUGCUGCGUGGUGUGGGCUUCUUCUGGCGGGAAACAAAACUUGCCCAGACGAAGAAUCAAGGUGGCAAGGCAUCCAGCAGAGCAGUAGGGGAUUCCACCAAGUACUGCUUUUCCAGCUGGCCACCACCAGCAGAGGACUGCAUUUUACGUGAGAAUAUCCUCCUCCCAGAUGGACGGCUGCCUCAGAGACCGGAUAAUCUGGUGCCCCCUCCAGAGUGGGCAGUGAAUCCACCAGCACUGCGUAGCAGCUACACAGAGGCUGCAGGAGUGGCAACAAGAAGAUCAGCUCCAAUCUGCAGAGAUGUUGGGACUUCUGACAGAGAAGAGAACUGCCAGUGUUCCUAUGGUGCACAGCACAGCACUGAUAUGGGCAGUGCCAAGGAAAGGGGAAGAGCUUAUGAGCUUCAUGCUGGGACCUGCUCCUGCACAGUGCCACCACAGCUGGGGACAGUUGCACAUGAGAACAUCAUGCAAACAGGUGCGGCUAUACGUUGGUGGGAGCAGAAUAAACAGCAGCCUGUUGGAUUGUGUACGUGUCCACCAGAAGUUCUCCAAAAGCAUGGGACAAUAAGACCACCAGCAGCAGCACCUUCAUGCCUGGCUCCGCAAGGUGAGUGCAGAAGUGCAGCCAGCGAGUGUCUGAGCACUGCCAUUGGGGGCUGGAGAAGCACAGAGCAGCCCUUCUGCACCUGCAUGCAUUCAUCUGGGAAAGAGAGACUUCAUCAAGCAAACCAGGGGCAAAGUUGGUGGGACAACAGCAAGGCCCGGAAGCGUUCUGCAUUGUCUGAGUCCUCCCCAAUGUUCUGGGGGGGCUGUAUAACUGCAGAAUCAGAAAGAAAUGCAGAGAAGGCAGGCCGGCACUGCAUGAGAAAGUUGCACUGGUACGUGCACUAGCCCCCCAGACAUGCCGGGAAGGAGACAUGGGGCUCCAAAGCAGACAGAGGUGCCAAAAAGCAGCCUCAUAGCAUCUGCUUUGGCUCGCUGCCACCAGGGCACGUGACAAUAGUACGUGGCAUUCGCUAUGGUCCGGCUAAGUUGCCGGUAGGAGGUCGCCCAGCUGUUUCCUGCAUGGCUCUUGGCCACUGGCAGAC
This is a messenger RNA of Meleagris gallopavo (turkey), 1718 nucleotides long. The record is from RefSeq and is a predicted model, not a curated record. NCBI's taxonomy places the organism in Eukaryota, Metazoa, Chordata, Aves, Galliformes, Phasianidae.